AUGGUGGAACAGAUAGUAAUGCAGAAAGAAACAUCAUAUCUUCCCCCAGAAAUUAUCACAAAUAUUCUUGUGCGACUUACAGUAAGAUACCUAAUCCAAUUUCAAUGUGUGUGCAAAGAUUGGAAGAAUCUCUUGAAAACCCCAUCUUUCAUUGAAAAGCACCUCGACCAUUCCACUCAGCAAAACCCUUUGCUUGCUUUCAAUUGCUCUAUCUAUGAGUCUGAUGAUAAUGCUUGUCACUUAAGUUUGAACAAUCGCGAUGAGACGGAAGUCCUGGAAUUUCAGAACCCACCCAUUGUUCAUCUCUUAAAGGCAUCCUUGAUGCUUGUCCAUUCCAGCAAUGGCUUGCUUUGUCUCGAUCUCCAGACUAUUAAAUUCCAUUCCUCUUGGUUGUGGAAUCCAUCUUAUUCGUUUUGGUUGUGGAAUCCAGCUAUUAGAGAGGUCCAACAGGUGCCCCAAUCUCUCGAUAAGUAUAAGAUUGAUACUAUUUCCGUAGGAUUUGGGUUCAGCCCCAUUGUUAAUGAUUAUAAGAUUGUGAAACUUUUUCUGCUCGGUGCUUUGGUUGCUGAAGUGGAAGUAUAUGCAUUAAGGAGAGGGUGUUGGAGAAAAGUUAAAUUUGGGAAUUUAGAGGGUAUAAGGCUUGUGAGUGAGAGUGGUUUCGCUUGGAAUGGAUCAAUCUUUUGGAUUGGGUUAGAGAAAGAAAGUCAUCUGGGUUUGAUAGUUUCAUUUGAUAUAGCAUUAGAAGUUUUCACAUUGCUGCCCUUCCUUACUGAGUCUCAUGCCCUUAAAUUAUAUGACAUUAUGUUUACUACGUAUGAUAACAAACUUGCUCUGCUUUCUCCCACUAGAAAUCAUGAAUCAUCUUUUAUUGAUUUGUGGGUGAUGGAGGAGUGUACAAAUGAGUCCAAGGAGAGAUGGGUUUGGACUAAAAUAUAUAGAAGCAGACCCUGUCCACGCUGGAGGUUAUAUCCAAUGAUUAUUUGGAGAAAUGAAAUUGUUUGUACAGUCAUUGCAAAGCAUCAAAGGGGAAUUGAAGAUGAAAUGGAGGAUGAUGAAGCAAAAGUUCUUUUCUGCAAUCUCACUACUAAUGAAUUCAACGUGUUUGCUUUCCCGGCAAAAUGUAAGUUUACUGGUCAGGUUUUGAAUUACGUGGAAAGUCUUGUCCCAGUAAGGAGCAUCCAAAUUGAAGAGCCUUGA
Messenger RNA from Neltuma alba, 1197 nucleotides. RefSeq names its product F-box/kelch-repeat protein At3g06240-like. Lineage: Eukaryota; Viridiplantae; Streptophyta; Magnoliopsida; Fabales; Fabaceae. Bases 1 to 1197 code for a protein of 398 amino acids. The record is from RefSeq and is a predicted model, not a curated record. The transcript has a single exon. Gene Ontology annotation, molecular function: protein binding.